Molecule: messenger RNA, 1843 nt
Organism: Neodiprion virginianus
Lineage: Eukaryota; Metazoa; Arthropoda; Insecta; Hymenoptera; Diprionidae
Exons: 6
Coding region: 217-1458 (413 amino acids)
Source: RefSeq, a predicted model, not a curated record
CGAUCGGAGAAGUUGGAAGGAAAUGACGACGACAGUAGAUGGAAGACAGGAGAGUUCUCUCUUGCACUGGGAAUUGCUCCGGAAGAUGAUAACAAGGAUAUCAAUUCUAUCUCUCUGCGACAGCAUCAAAAUUCUCAACAUAUCAGCAAUUUUUAACCGCCGUUCAGCGCAGAGAACUGAAAUUGUACCUGUGACCCACGCCUUCAAGUUAUAACAAUGGCCGUGCCCAAGUGGCUGGACUCGGAUUACGUGCAAACGAUCCUCCGGAAGGCAGAGAAGGAUGAUUCUAUCAGGGUGUCCAGUUUGAGUGUAAAGCCAGCUAUAGCCAAGGGUGAAAAUUACGCGAGUGACUUGUAUCGCUUGAACGUAGAUUACUCGCGGAUUCUCGAAGGGCGCCAUGUAACGGAGUCGAAGUCUGUCAUAACAAAAGUCGCCACUGAUGGCGGUUGUCGGGAUGAAAUGGCAAGAGAAUCUCGAUUUUUCGAGAUAGAAAUGUCUAUGAUGUCGGAAACUUUGCCGAGGAUGCAAGAGAUUCUGACGAGUCACGGUAUGUCUGCUUCUUUAUCAGCACAAUGUCUACACAUCCAGGAAGCAGACCCAAAGCAUUUGUUCCUCGAGGAUCUACUAGUCGCAGGAUUUCGUCUCGCCGAUCGCCGAAAGGGAUUAGAUCUGGAUCAUUGUCUAGUUGCAAUGAGAAAUCUUGCCAAGUUUCACGCGGCUUCUGUAGCGCUUGGGGAGAAGGACCUGCAAGCCGUGAAAAAGUACAACAAAGGAAUGUUUGACAAGAAUCAGUGUAACGCAGUCAUUGAAUUUUAUCCAGGCAGAGCGAAAAUGUUAGCGGAGGAAGUUGCUAAUUGGCCCGAGUUGAGCCCACGGAUUCGUCAAAAACUCGCAAAGCUUCCUGAAGGUCUCUAUGAGAGAGGAUGUGAAGCUGCUCUUUUACGAGAAGACGAUUUCAACGUUCUCACACACGGAGAUGUCUGGACAAAUAACAUGAUGUUCCGUUAUGACGAAAAUCACAAGCCCAUCGAUCAUAGAUUCUUAGACUUUCAAAUCAGUAACUACGCUUCACCAGUGCUCGACCUUCUCUACUUUUUUGCAACAAGCCCAAACGACGAUGUCCGUAAGCAACACCGUGAGUUAAUUGUGCGCGAGUAUCACGCCGCUUUGACAACUGCCAUGGCCCAGCUGAAGUGCAGCACCGCAGGACCAAGUCUCGAAUAUAUAAUGGAUUCGUUGAGAAAGCGUGCUCUGUUCGAAGUGAUUCUAACGUUCUCGAUAUUACCGUUGGCUUUAUUCGAUCUAAAGAGUGUGAUCAGUCCGGAGGAAGCGGAGGAGUACAACGUGGAACAUGAAAGACUCUCGUACAAGGGUGAAUUGUUCCGAAAGGUUAUGACGAGGAUUCUCCCAUUGUACGACAGCAUGGGAUUGUUGGAUACGCAAAACGGUCUCCGGUAGAUUUCAACCCAGCAUUCAGAAAUCCAUUAUAACUGGCCUGAAUACGUACAAGCGAGAUUUAUUUUGUCUACGGUUCUCAAGAAUAACUGAAGCUAUUUCAAAACUUCAAAGUCAUCACCGUCGCACGUUAGGUAAUCAUUCCCAUCAUAUCACUCAUCUAUAUAUAUACUAUAAUACCAACGUCGUAUAUACUUUUUCAAGAGACCAUCAAAUCAUCAUCCAAGCUUAAACUGUUAAUCGAAGUCCAGCUCUAACUUGCAAUGCAAACGAACACGGGAGGCGCGUUCUUCCGAUCUCCCGAUCAUUUCACUAUCAUGAGUGAUACUAGCAACAUGUUCAAAACUCUAUGUAAAUAUUCAUAAAUAAAUUUUAUUUUGACGCAUGA